Anguilla rostrata (American eel) is the source of this 2389-nucleotide messenger RNA. RefSeq names its product cell division cycle 42 (gene cdc42). The record is from RefSeq and is a predicted model, not a curated record. The transcript is spliced from 6 exons. Gene Ontology annotation, biological process: modification of synaptic structure; endocytosis; Cdc42 protein signal transduction. NCBI's taxonomy places the organism in Eukaryota, Metazoa, Chordata, Actinopteri, Anguilliformes, Anguillidae. Bases 181 to 756 code for a protein of 191 amino acids. Gene Ontology annotation, molecular function: protein kinase binding; GTP binding; GTPase activity. Gene Ontology annotation, cellular component: dendritic spine.
GCCUACUAUUAUAGAUUCUGUACCGCUUUAAGCGGAUAUUUGUCCGUACCACUACGUAAUGCGCCCCUGUAGUCUUGACUGUGGAACCCCAAGUGCGGACCUGCCAACGCCCGGCAUAAAGACACAAACAGAGAGGAUACGAUCUUGAAUGAGAACAGUGGAUCCUAACAAAGCACAGCUAUGCAGACCAUUAAGUGUGUUGUCGUGGGCGACGGUGCCGUGGGUAAAACCUGUCUUUUAAUCUCGUACACGACCAACAAAUUCCCCUCUGAAUACGUACCUACGGUCUUUGAUAACUAUGCAGUAACGGUUAUGAUUGGAGGGGAACCGUACACCCUAGGAUUAUUCGACACCGCAGGUCAGGAAGAUUACGACAGGUUACGACCCCUGAGCUACCCCCAGACCGACGUCUUCUUAGUCUGCUUCUCCGUCGUCUCUCCCUCUUCCUUCGAAAACGUUAAAGAAAAGUGGGUACCCGAAAUCACCCACCACUGUCCAAAGACCCCCUUCCUGCUGGUGGGGACGCAGAUCGACCUGCGGGACGACCCCUCCACCAUCGAGAAGCUCGCCAAGAACAAGCAGAAGCCCGUCACCCCGGAGACGGCCGAGAAGCUGGCGCGGGACCUGAAGGCCGUGAAGUACGUGGAGUGCUCCGCCCUCACGCAGAAAGGACUGAAGAACGUCUUCGACGAAGCCAUACUGGCGGCCCUGGAGCCCCCGGAACCCAAGAAGAAACGCAAAUGUGUGCUGCUAUGAGCACGCUCAGUCCGCUCCCCCCCCCCCCCCCCCCCCACCCCCUUACCCCCCCCAUACCCCCCCACCCCCACCCCACCUCCACCACCACCACCCUCGCUCUGCUAAGGCUGAUCGUCAGCUUCGUACUCUAAAGCAAUGUGUGUUUAAACAUAGUUUGAUUUUACUCUACGAGGAUUGAACUCUGCACACGACCGCAGUGGAUGGAAAAAAAAAAAAAAAAAAAUGAAAAAAAAAAGAGUUCCUUUUACGGUCAUCCCAUUAAUGCAAUGUUGUAGGCCUUUUUUUUUGUUUUAAGUAAGAUAAGAAACCCAACUCAUGGGUGUUUUUUUUUUUUUUUUUUUUUUUUUUUAGGGGGGAGGGGGGGUGGCUGCAGUGACCCUGUUUCUUAGUGACGUAAUUGGCUUGGGGAAUUGCUUGUGAUUCUAAGUGCCACUGCUGGAACGCCCUACCAACUGAUGCUGAUGUGAGGUCGCUUAUUUCAAAGGGGUGGGAUGGGGUGGGAUGGGGUGGGGUGGGAGGGGUGUCAAAUCCGUUUAAAAUGCUGGUCCCCGGAGGAAACCGAGCCCAAAAAGGUCAGAGCACUUUUCAAACGAUGACUAAUGGAGUUUCCGCGUCGGCUCUCGUCUCUGAUUGGCUGGACGGGACACCCAGGCCACGCGCCCAAUAGCAGGUUUCGAGCGAGCAACAGCUCCCAGUGGAAGAGAUUCGCUUUGUUUUUAAACGGUUCGUGUGACUGUCAUCUCUUACCAAAACCAAAAUGAUCCAGUAAACCGAAUGCAGCUUGUGCCUUCUUGUCUGCAGGCAAGCACGUCUCGUUCAAAGCUAUCUCUAUCCUAGCUAGCAUAGAAUACAAUUAUCCCCCCCCCUCCGCCCCCAAGGCCACAACUCUCGUGUUUGGUUGUAGACGUUUAAGAAAUUAACCAAAUUAAUGUAACAGUUUUGUCUGUCUGUGAGGAGCGUUUUAACUUGUUGCAGAAGUGGGACUGAGGAAAUGACUUAUAAAAAAAGCAGGGAACUUCAACAGUGUUAGCAGAACAAGUGGGGGAUUGCUAAGAUGCCAGGGACCAAGCAGGCAUUUAAACCAGAACUUGUCGUCAUGCAUGUAGGUAAUCCUCUGGGUUCCUGUGUUUUAGGUUAACAGAAUUAAUAAUAAUGUAAGCUGGUAAAAAUCAAUGUUUUUAGAUUCCAGUGUUAUGCAUUUUUACCAAAAUCUACUUUUUUUUUUUUUUUUUUUUUUUGAGCCGUUUUAUAUAGGAUACUUUCACACAUUUCAACCAGUCACGGGGCUGGAUUAUAUCGAACUUUGACCCACUCGUGAAGGAUCAAGAUACUUGAUGCCAAUUGUUUUUUUGUUUUUUUUUGUUUUGUUUUGUCUUUUUCUUUUCCCCUCGACGUGAAUUUGCAAAAUGCGUAUUAACUGUUCCUUUUUUUUUUUUUUUUUGUCUUUCAAAGUUGGCAAAUAAUGGAUGGAGCAAAGUUUUUUUUAAUUUUAAUUUUAUUUUUUUUAAUUCCAGCCUGGUUCAUAUUACGUUUUUGUUUUGUUUUGGUGCAGAACCAAAUGCUUUGUCUGAUGUCUGUUCUUUGUAUAUGCAUUCUUUUCAAAAAUAUUAAACUUAUACCUUAAUUGCCUUUA